AUGCAACAGGCAGCCGCCUACGCCCCCAUCCAAGACCAGUGCUGUUCACCCUCUGCGGCCUCACCGCACAGCGGCACCAGUGGUCACAGUCCCGGUGGACACCAUGGUGGCCAUGGUCCAUCGCCUGUGCUCGCCUCACUGAACACAGUGGUGGCGCCUGGUGCACCGCAUCAAUCUUUGCCACCGCCGCAGCAGCAGCCGUCGCACCACUCGCCUCGGACGAUGCACACACUGCAGAAUAGUAGCAAGAAUGGGCAGCCCUCCGAAGUUGGCGGCAUUGUCCUUUCCCCUUCCCCAACCAACUCUGAUCAGCUUCAACAUCAGCAGCAGCAGCAUCAUCAUCAUCAUCAGCAACACCAUCAUCAGCCAUCAGCACCGCCGCAGCAGCAGCAGCCACAGUCGCAGGCAGCCACCACGGCGGCUCAGCGCAUCCGUCGGCCGAUGAAUGCAUUCAUGGUCUGGGCGAAACACGAGCGAAAGCGACUGGCCGACGAGAAUCCUGACCUGCACAA
Rhagoletis zephyria (snowberry fruit fly) is the source of this 512-nucleotide messenger RNA. Its product is annotated as angiomotin-like. Gene Ontology annotation, biological process: cell differentiation; positive regulation of transcription by RNA polymerase II. Gene Ontology annotation, molecular function: RNA polymerase II cis-regulatory region sequence-specific DNA binding; DNA-binding transcription activator activity, RNA polymerase II-specific. The record is from RefSeq and is a predicted model, not a curated record. Gene Ontology annotation, cellular component: nucleus. NCBI's taxonomy places the organism in Eukaryota, Metazoa, Arthropoda, Insecta, Diptera, Tephritidae.